CUCGACAUCACAAAGUUGUGGUCCAACAAGCAACGAAAACACAUAAGUCUCAACCACACAAUUGCGAUCGCCAUUGCGACACAACCCUUUGAUAAUGUCUUACGCUCAGAACACCCCUCAAUCGAAGGGCCCCGAAUUAGCUCUGGAGUCUCUCGACACCUUCACACAGCUUCCUCUACAAAUGGACCCGGCGACGAAAGCACUCUCCGCGUCAGGAACCUCCAGCAAUGCUCUGGCUACCGAGCUUGCCACUCUCAAUGCUCUCCACCGAUCUCUCCUUACUGUAGAGACUCCCACUGGUACUCCUCCGCCGCCAGUACCAGUAAACCCCAAGCGCUCUGCACAAAUCGGCAAACUACGCGAAUCGGGCAACGCCGAGUUCAGGAAAGGCAACCACGCACAAGCGGUUCGCAUGUAUUCUCUCGCAGUGGAAAUGGCCCUCGGCCGGCCAGGUUGGGAGCCCAGUGGGCUCGUCAGAGAGGAAGUGUCUGGCCUUUUGAGCAAUCGCGCUCAAGCGAACAUGGCGCAACAGAACUGGGCCGAGGGGGCUGUGGAUGCUGAAGCAAGUGUGGAGAUGAAGAAGGUCGGAAAUGCAAAAGCCUGGUGGAGGAGAGGAAAGUGCUUGUUGGAGAUGGGGAGACUGGACGAGGCAGAUGCUUGGGUCAAGCAGGCACUCGAGUUCGAGGCGACAGAGCAGGAUCUUGUGCACCUGAAGGAUGAGGUCGAGAGGAGGAGAGCUGGUGCUUGAACGUUUGGUGCUCGGGAGCAUCAGUAGGAGAGCUGGUCUGUGUUCAAAAUGUGCAUUGCAAGGCGUUGGGGAUGGGUACGAUACAAGUGCGCCUCUGCUUCUUAGAAAUUCAUAUUCAUUCUUGAGCUUUGCCCAUUGGCGAAGCGAGAAAA
Aaosphaeria arxii CBS 175.79 is the source of this 900-nucleotide messenger RNA. RefSeq lists its product as uncharacterized. Lineage: Eukaryota; Fungi; Ascomycota; Dothideomycetes; Pleosporales. Gene Ontology annotation, molecular function: protein binding. The transcript has a single exon. Bases 95 to 748 code for a protein of 217 amino acids. The record is from RefSeq and is a predicted model, not a curated record.